AUGUUAAACCAACGCGUUUGGACUCAUGUCAUCGCCCACACGCUCUUUUUACUACCUCAAGUCUCUGCUAUCCACUCGCCAUUCGCCAACGCCAUUCCAUUUUCUCCAGGAUUCAAUGUCAGCGCAGUCUUAGAACGCGCCGUGUCUCUACCAUCUCAUUCAUGGGAGUUUGGAACGGCUUCUGAGGCCUUACUCGAGCUUUUCGACGCGCCAUACUCCGUAUUCGGGGCAAAUCCCUUCCCAGUCCCGCUCCUUAACCCGGAAUCCACGCGUUCUUUGGUAUAUGCAAAGGAAAAAAUUGUUAUUGGAAUCCCUCCUAAUGGGUUGAGCGACGGUGAUGGUGCGGUAGGCGACCCCGCCAGCUUGGGAGUGAGCGCUGUGUUGCUGGGCCAAACCGACGUCACAUAUACAGCAGCUGCUAAGGCGGAGAUAGAUUACCUCCUCUCUGGCGCACCGAGGUGGCCUAAUGGUGCCAUAUCCCAUCGUGCUGAUCAUCCAGAGCUUUGGGCAGAUUUUAUUUAUAUGGCACCUCCUUUCAUGGCUUACUACGGAGUUGCGACAAAUAACGCCAGUAUACUCCGUGAAGCUGUCGAACAAUGUUUGCUCUACCCACAGGUGCUUCGUGCAAACACAACUACAGAUGUCGCUACACCUCCGUCAUCGCAUCCUGCAUCUGCAUCUGGCUUAUGGACUCACAUAUUUGGUCCAUUUUCCGACCCAGGGAUCUGGUCUACUGGGAAUGGUUGGGCUGCAGCAGGUAUGAUGCGAGUCUUAGCUGCCCUUGUUAAAGCCCCUCCAUCCCUUUUCUUCGUCCCUUAUUCUGCUAGCUCCAGCAAUCUUCCAGACGCAGCUUGGAGGAGGCAAGCAAUUUCAUCUCUUGUUACCGAAAUCCGUAAGAUUCUCGAUGGUGCGAUGCGGAUGCAGAUGGACCAAGGAUUACUGCUAAACUACCUCGACGAUCCCACCUGGUUUGGUGAAAUCUCCGGUAGCACCCUGCUCGCCAGCGUUGCAUACCGUCUCAGUACCCACUCUGCUCUUCUGGGAGCCUCCGCUCUCUCACCGUCAGUUUCAAGUCGAUAUAUUCAGUGGGCAGAAAAUAUUCGGCUGACGUUGGGUAACAACGCUCACAUUACAAGUAAUGGAACGGCGACCCCUGCCAUCAACCCCUUGGAUUGGAACGAUCGCACCCCUUUCACUUCCGGAAGUCCCGAAGGAAACAACUUUGUCAUCCUAUUGUAUUCGGCGUGGAGGGAUUGCGUCAAAGCUGGAAUUAGGGGAUGCAGCGUAUAUUAA
Molecule: messenger RNA, 1293 nt
Organism: Psilocybe cubensis
Lineage: Eukaryota; Fungi; Basidiomycota; Agaricomycetes; Agaricales; Agrocybaceae
Exons: 2
Coding region: 1-1293 (430 amino acids)
Biological process (GO): carbohydrate metabolic process
Source: RefSeq, a predicted model, not a curated record